AUGGCCAUCUUCACGGCGCCAACGUCGUUUCGCACCGCUCUCGAACGUCGCUAUCUCGCAGUUGAUGGCGUCCCCCAAACCGUGACGAGUGCCGCAGCGCACGCAAGCCAUCCCAGCUUUCCUCAUCUUCUUACUUUAGUUUUCGAAGCCGUUCUUGAAGUCGUCUGCGUCAGUUUACCGGGAUACAUUGCAGCCCGACAGGGCAUGUUCGAUGCCGAUGCUCAGAAGCUGGUCGCUAAUUUGAAUGUGGCUCUGUUCACACCAUGCCUGGUUUUUACGAAGCUGGCAUCUCAGCUCACAGCUGAGAAAUUCACCGAUCUCGCCAUUAUCCCGGCUAUUUUUGUUGUCAUGACUGCAGUAUCUUACUUUUGCUCAUAUAUUGUCGCCCGACUGUUUCGCUUCAAGAAGCGUCAAGCAAAUUUCGUGACUGCCAUGGGAGUGUUUGGCAACUCAAACUCCUUACCCAUCUCCCUCGUCAUUUCUCUAUCUCAGACGUUGAAAGGCCUUCAUUGGAGUGCUGUUCCAAAUGAUAACGACGAUGAAGUCGCGGCGCGGGGCAUCCUCUAUCUACUUAUAUUUCAACAACUUGGCCAACUGGUUCGCUGGACCUGGGGCUAUCACGUCUUGCUUGCACCCAAGGAGCGGUUCAUUGAGGAAGGCGAUGUCCAUUCUAUCCACCAUGGACAGGAACAUUAUCUGGAUAACCCUCAGCAAACGGACCCGGACGAGCCUUUACUUCGCACGGGAACAAAUGAUAAUGAGCAUGGCAUCGUCCACACGACUUCAAAUUCGGUUACUUUUGAUUCCGGCGCUCAGACUCCAGUCACCGAUCGCAACCUCUCUUACACCAAACUGCCCAGUAACGGCUCUGAUCAAUCGCCGCAGCACCGUGACGUAGUCGACAGUGACGAGGAUGAAGAUUCGGACGAGGACCGCCCACUGCCUGUCAUUGGGCCUCCUCCCAACGGGCCAUUUCUACCGCGACAGAGCUCGACUGGUCAUAUCUUGACAUUUCCAGAUGUUGAAGUGCGCCGCUCUUCCACACCUGUGGCGAAGGGGAUCCAAGGGUUUCUCUAUCGAUGGAGACGAUCUAUCAACAAGUCAUAUGCUCGCAUGGGUAAAUAUGCGGUCACAAAGGGAAAUCAAGCCUUGGAAAAGCUCCCCCCUUCGGUACAGAAGUUCCUGACCGUGACUACAUCCUGGAUAAGCCGGUUUCUGCAUGGGGUUUGGGAAUUUAUGAAUCCUCCUCUAUGGGCUAUGCUUAUUGCAAUUGUGGUUGCAUCGAUUCCUUCUUUGCAGAGCUUGUUUUUCGAUGAAGGCACUUUUGUGCGCAACUCUAUUACCCGUGCCAUCGAUCAGAACGGACAGGUCGCUGUUCCUUUGAUUCUAGUUGUACUCGGUGCCAACCUGGCUAGGAAUACAUUGCCAGAGGAGUCGGUUGAGGAUGAAGAAGAAAACGCCAAAGAGGAGCGUAAUCUCAUCAUCGCAUCGUUGAUUGCUAGAAUGCUUCUGCCGACUUUGAUAAUGGCACCACUGCUAGCGUUGCUAGCCAAAUAUGCUCCCGUUAGCAUACUCGACGAUCCAAUCUUUAUCAUUGUUUGCUUCCUCCUUACCGGUGCGCCAUCUGCUCUUCAGCUGGCCCAAAUCUGCCAAAUCAAUAACGUAUUUAUGGGAGCAAUGUCUAAACUAUUGUUCCAAAGCUAUGUUGUUUGGAUCCUCCCAUCAACCUUGAUUCUUGUCAUGACUGCUCUCGAGGUUGUUGAAUGGGCUACAGCCGCCCAAUGA
Molecule: messenger RNA, 1785 nt
Organism: Talaromyces stipitatus ATCC 10500
Lineage: Eukaryota; Fungi; Ascomycota; Eurotiomycetes; Eurotiales; Trichocomaceae
Product: Auxin Efflux Carrier superfamily
Exons: 4
Coding region: 1-1785 (594 amino acids)
Biological process (GO): transmembrane transport
Cellular component (GO): endoplasmic reticulum; membrane
Source: RefSeq, a predicted model, not a curated record